Messenger RNA from Striga hermonthica, 1770 nucleotides. The record is from the annotation of a GenBank genome assembly. Lineage: Eukaryota; Viridiplantae; Streptophyta; Magnoliopsida; Lamiales; Orobanchaceae.
AUGCAUGGGCCUAGCCGCCUGAGCAACGGGGUGAGCUCCUUAUCUCCGCCGGCGUCUCCCCGCCACCGCGGCAGCCGUGUCAAGAGCAACGCCGCCGCCGCCGCCUCCGGCGGCGGAUGCGGCGGCGGGAACUUCCGUGGAGGCGGCGCUGCUGCUGCUGCUGCUGCUGGUGGUGGGAGGGCGGACAUGAAGAAUGUGAUGGAGGGGAUUGGGUAUUUAUUGAUUUCAUCAUUGUACAGGAGAAGAGGGGUGCUUUUAUUUGCCCCUUUGCUAUAUAUUUCUGGGUUGCUAAUGUAUAUGGGCAUAGUGGGAUUUGAUUCUGAAAAUAAUAAUGGUGGUGUCCCUGACGUUGUCGGGCCAGGCUCAGUGUACCGGAGCCCUCAGGUUUUUGAGAAGCUAUGGCCUUUUAUGGAGGCUGAAAGCAAUCGAAGCUCUAAUAUGUUGAUGAAUGUUUGGAAUCCAAAGUUGGGUCAAGUUUGGAAGCCUUGUAUCAAGCAGACUGUAUCCCAUUCAGAGUUUCCAAAGUCAAAUGGUUUCCUAAUAAUUGAAGCAAAUGGAGGACUAAACCAACAAAGACUAUCGAUUUGUGAUGCAGUGGCAGUGGCUGGUUUGCUGAAUGCUACACUUGUUAUUCCCAUUUUUCAUUUAAAUAGUGUCUGGAAAGAUUCCAGCAAAUUCGGGGAUAUUUUCGAUGAGGAAUUCUUCAUAUAUGCUCUUAGAAAUCACGUUAACGUGGUUAGACAACUUCCUGAAGAUAUACUCCAGCAAUUUGAUAACAAUAUAAGCAACAUAGUGAAUUUGCGGGUAAAAGGAUGGUCGAGCCCUAAGUUUUAUCUUGAAAAGGUUCUACCGAAGCUGGUGGAGUUAAAGGCUGUCCGUAUAGCGCCUUUCUCAAACAGAUUGGCUCAUGCAGUCCCUCCAUAUAUCCAAGGGCUUAGAUGCCUAUGCAAUUUUGAAGCACUGAGAUUUUCGGGACCCAUACGGAUGCUAGCCGCCAAGAUGGUCGAUCGGAUGGUGAAAAAUAGUACUAAAAGUGGGGGGAGAUACGUAUCUGUACACCUUCGAUUUGAAGAGGAUAUGGUUGCAUUCUCCUGCUGCAUAUAUGACGGAGGUGAAGAGGAAAAACGUGAAAUGGACUUCGUUCGGGAGAGAAGUUGGAGAGGGAAAUUUAGGAGAAGAGGUCGAGUAAUAAGACCCGGCGCAAAUCGUGUGGAUGGGAAAUGCCCUUUAACACCCCUCGAGGUUGGAAUGAUGCUUAGGGGCAUGGGAUUUGAUAACAACACCUCUCUGUUUGUUGCUGCUGGAAAGAUUUACAAAGUUGAGAAGCAUAUGGCUCCUUUAAAACAAAUGUUUCCCCGUCUCGAGACUAAAGAUACUCUGGCUUCCCCUGAUGAGCUAGCUCCAUUUGUGGGGUACUCGUCGAGAUUGGCGGCCCUAGACUAUACGGUUUGCCUCCAUAGUGAAGUUUUUGUCACGACGCAAGGUGGUAAUUUCCCUCAUUUCUUGGUGGGCCACAGGCGCUAUGUCUAUGAAGGGCACGCCAAAACAAUAAAGCCCGAUAAGAGGAAGUUAGCCCAAUUGUUCGAUAAGCCGAGCAUCAGAUGGCAAGAUUUUAAGCGGCAAAUGCAGGAUAUGCUUCACCAUAAUGACGUCAAGGGCAAAGAGAUGAGAAAGCCGAGUAGCUCACUCUACAUGCACCCCAUGCCCGAUUGCAUGUGUAGAAAGUCAGACUCCAAAACCGAGUCGAGUAACACGACAAAAACUGCCUAA